AUGAAUCGCACAGCUUAUCAUAAAACAACUCAGCAGUCUCCAGUGAUCAGCUUCCCGUCAUUAAACACGACUCAGACAGUGCAGUCCAAAUAAGUUCAAGCCUCGUAUCAAGAUGAGCAAGCUACGUUCACAAUUCAACGCAUUUGUAAAGGAAAACUCACGAAAAUAAAAAUGAAAUGAAGCUCAUGCCUCAAUCGAUUAAUAAAAAAUUCUUCGAAGCAUUGCAGAGAAAUGUGGCUGGGAAAUUACCUACCUUCUCUAGAGGCCCUAAAAGAAGUCUCAGAAGGAAAAUUGUUAAUAAUAAAACUCUUUAUGAUAACCCUUAUUUCCGAACUGUUUUGAAAACUAAGUUGAAAUCUAGAGGGAACAGGAACUCGAAUUUCUCUAACCCUAAUGUUAGUUCUAUGUUAUCUAAGAGAUCGUCUCGAAAAACAUCUACUCUAUCGAAAAGGCAAUCGAAGCAUUGAGGAAUUAAAAUGUCAAGAAAUAGAGGCCCUGGGCAAAAAGUGUUCAGCCCACAAAUUAUUCGAAGAAAGGAGAUAACGCCUCCAUCUCAGAGGAUUCCUCGCAAAAAUAAGGUAAAAAGACAUAUAAUUUCUCCACGAAAACGUGCAAUACUAAGCCCUAAAUUAUGAAUACGCAAGAAAAUAAAGCCUAUCCAGGACCCACCAGUGCCACAUAAAUAUGAAGUGUUCUAUCGCAAAAAUGAAGAGAAGCCAAAGACUAGAUAUUUCAGAGCCAAAGAGUCCUUCAAUAAGACCUUCGAAACAGAGAACCAGGCCAGGGAGUCUCCUAUCAUCAGGACAGAAAUAAGCGAGAGAAGGGGAAUAUUCCAAAACCCCAAGAUGAAGAGUACAACCAAAAUUUUGUACGAAUACCUUAACGAUAUCAACGAGAAUACUGAGAAAUCAGAGGAAAGUAAGAGUAAAGGACAAAAGGAGAGUUUCUCAUUAUUUAAUCUGUCAAGAAAAACUCCAGCCUCUUCAAGGUCCUCAACAAGCCCAUUAAAUAGACGAAAAGAGAAGAGCAAGUUUCAUAAUGCUAGAAGAGAGACUAACUCAGAUAUGAGUAGUCCUGAAAGUAGUUGUUCAGAGGAAGGAGAGGAGGAUAGGUUCUACCAGACUAAUCCUAACCCUUACAAAGAUUUAUAAGCACCAUUUUAUAUCUCAACUUCU
Moneuplotes crassus is the source of this 1175-nucleotide messenger RNA. The record is from the annotation of a GenBank genome assembly. Lineage: Eukaryota; Ciliophora; Spirotrichea; Euplotida; Euplotidae.